AUGAUUGAAGCUGUGUACAUUGCAGACAUUUCGCAUACGUUGGCGCUUGAGUACAGCAACAGUCUUUUACUACCCCAAUACAAAGCAAUUCUACCUAAACUAGCCAACAUUGAUGUCACCACAUUAGACUUUGACAGCUCGCAAACAAGUUUACCAACGAAAGUUAACUUGAAUUCGAAUUACUAUGCAAUCGGUUGCAGAUUCCACUCACUACACUUUUAUGUCUUGUGCUCUGAAGAUGACAUCACGUCCAACCCACUCAUUCCGUACACUUUUAUCUCAAGAUUGGUUGAAACUUUAAAAGACUACUUUGAUGAAUUGACAAGAAGUAAGAUUGAAGCCAACACCGAUGUGAUUACGUUGAUUCUAUAUCAGAUGCUCGAUGACGGAAUGCCGUAUAUAACCGACUUCAACAAGUUAAGAGACGUGGUGAGUCAUACUUCGUUGCUUUCAAAAAUUAUCAACGAGGCUCAAAAGACAACCGGGCUACAAGCGGAGGCAAAGCAAAGUUUCACCACCGAUAUUCCGUGGAGGAGAAAUGACGCUCGCCAUACAAGCAACGAAAUGUACGUUGAUGUUGUCGAGACCGUCAGCGUGAUUUUGAAACCAAUUGCAACAAAAUCAAAGUUAGAGCGAUAUGAUUCGGCGUUUUACUCGAGCAAGACUGACAACCAAGUUGACAAUUACGUGUUGAGCGGGUGCAUUGAUGGACGUGUUGAUUUUUUCAGUCAGUUAUCUGGUGCACCAACAUUAGAGUUGGUUUUGAAUAAGGUCGGGGCUAAUUUGGAGCUACCUCGAUUUCAUCGGUGUAUAAACACGGAAUUGUUCAAAGAGAGACGAGGUGUGCUAUCGUUCAUCCCACCAGAAGGUAAAAGCACUUUGUUGAAAUACCAACUUGAUUUGAAUGAUCUCAAGAGUAAUAGAGAGAAAACCAGCUUGCUAAAGUUAAGUACCAUUGACGUCCAAUUCAUAUCUCAACCAGACACAUCCGAGUUUGAAAUCAAGUUGUUUCCUGCAAAUAUGAUAUCAAAAAUUGACUUCAUCAAAGUGGAAAUUGUAUGUGAGGAGGUGGGUGAUCAAAUAAAAGUGAAUAGAAUCAGUCACGGCGACUUUCAAACCCGUUUAUCUCACAAGCACGAGUGGAGUUUGAAGGAGUUCAAGAAGGGAGUUGUCCCAACUCUUAGUGCAACGAUAAUUGGAGAGGAAAAUGAUGGCAACGAGCAUUUACAAGGAGAAUCUUCCACCCACAGAAAACUCCUGCAUAUCAAGUUGAACUACAGCCACAAGGGUCCUGUACCUAGUGGGCUAAAAGUAGAUAGCCUUUUAGUGGUCAAUGCUAAAGGAAUGGGCGAAAAUGUUAAACCAUACAAGGGUGUCAAAUACACCACAACAAGUGGAGACUACAUAGUGAGGUCUUGA
Messenger RNA from Lodderomyces theae, 1419 nucleotides. RefSeq lists its product as uncharacterized. Gene Ontology annotation, biological process: intracellular protein transport; endocytosis. Lineage: Eukaryota; Fungi; Ascomycota; Pichiomycetes; Serinales; Debaryomycetaceae. The coding region runs from base 1 to 1419 and encodes 472 amino acids. The record is from RefSeq and is a predicted model, not a curated record. Gene Ontology annotation, cellular component: cytoplasmic vesicle; clathrin adaptor complex. The transcript has a single exon.